GUUCUUUUUCCCCUCUCGCUAACGCCUAUAGUAUGCCUUUUUGAUCUCGCAUUUCUGUGUUUAAUUUUUGUCUCUUCAACCCCUAAUCAACUACCAUCACUAAGCAGAUAUAUGCAGUUUGUUGUGUUUGUGGAUCCAUCAUCAUGUCCUUCUCGGAUUCUGACUUUUCAUCUUAUGGUGCCGACUACAAGAAUUUUAGACAAAUCAGCCGUGAACGUUUAUUACUUGAAAUGCUUCAGUCGGCAAAAGCAGGGGACUCAAAGUCAACCUGGAAGGUACUCAUCAUGGACAAAAUUACUGUAAAGAUUAUGUCUUAUGCAUGCAAGAUGGCCGAUAUCACCCAGGCAGGAGUUUCAUUGGUAGAAGAUAUAUUCAGACGAAGGCAACCGUUGCCCUCUAUGGACGCUAUAUACUUCAUACAACCAACUAAGGAGAAUGUCAUCAUAUUCUUGUCGGACAUGUCCGGGAAGUCACCUUUAUAUAAGAAGGCAUUUGUUUUCUUCAGCUCACCCAUUUCAAAGGAACUGGUUGCUCAUAUUAGGAAAGAUACAAUUGCAUUGCCUCGCAUAGGAGCAUUGAGAGAGAUGAAUUUGGAGUAUUUUGCUAUAGACAGCCAGGGUUUUAUUACUGACAAUGAGAGGGCUUUAGAGGAACUGUUUGGAGAUGAGGAGGAUUCUCGCAAAUGUGAUGCAAGUUUGAAUGUGAUGGCUACUCAAAUAGCUACAGUUUUUGCUUCUUUAAAGGAAUUUCCUUUUGUGCGCUAUCGUGCUGCCAAGUCCCUUGAUGUGACCACGAUGACAACUUUACGUGAUUUGAUUCCCACAAAACUUGCUGCUAGAGUUUGGGACCAUCUAAUGCAUUAUAAACAAAAGAUUGAAAACUUUCCUCAGACAGAAACAUGUGAGCUGCUUAUCCUAGAUAGAUCUGUAGAUCAGAUUGCUCCUAUUAUACAUGAGUGGACAUACGAUGCCAUGUGUCAUGAUUUACUGAAUAUGGAGGGAAAUAAAUAUGUGCAUGAGGUUCCUUCUAAAACAGGUGGUCCUCCUGAGAAGAAAGAUGUUCUUUUAGAAGAACUUGAUCCUGUCUGGCUUGAGCUGCGCCAUGCGCAUAUAGCAGAUGCUAGUGAACAAUUGCAUGAGAAGAUGACUAACUUUGUAUCAAAAAAUAAAGCUGCACAACUCCAGCAUACUUCAAGAGAUGGUGAGCUUUCCACGCGGGACUUGCAAAAGAUGGUUCAAGCAUUGCCACAGUACAGUGAACAAAUUGACAAGUUAUCCCUCCAUGUUGAGAUUGCUGGAAAAAUUAACAGAAUUAUCAGGGAUUUGGGGCUUCGAGACAUAGGGCAACUGGAGCAGGACCUGGUCUUUGGAGAUGCCGGGAUGAAAGAUGUAAUUAAAUUUUUAACUACAAAAGAGGAUGUGACUCGCGAAAAUAAGUUACGCUUGUUGAUGAUUCUUGCAACCAUUUACCCUGAGAUGUUUGAUACUGAACAGGGUCUUAAUGUAAUGAAGUUAGCAAAUUUACCACAAGAUGAUAUGAAUGCUGUCAGUAAUAUGAGAUUACUUGGGGGAUCUCUGGAGUCCAAAAGUAGUUCGACUGGGGCUUUCUCUCUAAAGUUUGACAUUCGUAAGAAGAAGCGUGCUUUUAGAAAAGACCGCACGACUGAGGAAGUAACAUGGCAGUUAUCUCGAUUUUACCCUAUGAUAGAGGAAAUUGUUGAAAAACUUAGCAAAGGAGAACUAUCCAAGGAUGAAUAUCCAUGUCUGAAUGAUCCAAGUGCAACCUUCCAUGGAACAUCCCAUGCUGCAGCAAUGCAUGAACCUCCAGCUCCUCAUUCGAUGAGAUCAAGACGGACACCGUCAUGGGCUCGACCACGAAAUUCUGAUGAUGGAUAUUCAAGUGAUUCCGUACUAAGACAUUCAUCUAGUGACUUAAAGAGGAUGGGCCGACGUAUUUUUGUAUUUAUUGCAGGUGGAGCUACUAGAUCUGAGCUAAGGGUAUGUCACAAGCUUACAAGUAAGCUGCAAAGGGAAGUGGUACUAGGCUCUUCAAGUCUUGAUGAUCCUCCACAAUUUAUUACGAAACUAAAGCUAUUAGCAGCGCACGAACUUUCAUUGGAUGAUAUACAGAUAUAAAUGGGAUGGGAUAAGCUGCUCGGUACAGGCUUUCUGUAGGUUUCUGAUCCUAUUUGUAUUCAUAGAUUAGAUACUUGAAUUCAUUGUAUCCAUUUUUCCAGCAUUGUAGUGGAUUGGUCUGCCUGGAUCUGGAUUGUGGGAAAGCAUUCUGCACAACCAGGUUAGUCAUUUCAUUUGUGGUUUGAUGGUGAUAUGUUGGGUUUGUUGAGCGGUUUCAGUGUGUACAAAAUCAUAUUCACUAAGCAAUAGAAAUCAUCAAUUAAUCUCCA
Molecule: messenger RNA, 2404 nt
Organism: Manihot esculenta (cassava)
Lineage: Eukaryota; Viridiplantae; Streptophyta; Magnoliopsida; Malpighiales; Euphorbiaceae
Product: SNARE-interacting protein KEULE
Exons: 21
Coding region: 144-2135 (663 amino acids)
Biological process (GO): vesicle-mediated transport; intracellular protein transport
Cellular component (GO): secretory granule; plasma membrane
Molecular function (GO): syntaxin binding
Source: RefSeq, a predicted model, not a curated record